AUGCAUCUGUAUCUUCGAGAAAGCCCACGGACGAUCUAUCUCGUGACUAGCUCUCAGGAGGAGGCCGCAGGGCGUCCGCCACGGGCACUAGUGGUGCGGACUGCAGAGGACGACGCAUCCCGUGCGGUGGUCGAGCUUCUACAUAAGGACGACAUCGAGCUUUCGGCCGUGGUCCGACUGACAGGCCGUGUCGUGAAGGGAUGCUUGGGCCUCAUCUCGCUCGGCGAACACAUGUUCCUCGCCGUGGUCACUUCGGCCACCGACAUUGGCAAUAUACGUCCCACGGCCAAAAUGCCAGAGAUGGCCGCACGUAUUCACCAAGUUGCCUUCUUUUGCCUGACUUCUUCCGCCUGGGACACGCUCGCCAAUGAAACGGAUUUACUUUCGCGCGACAUCGCCGAUCCACUUGGUGCUGCUAGUUCAACAUCUGGUGGUGUCACAGCCAAUCAAGCGCCAGUGCUAGAGCAUCCAUGCGUACCACUGAGUAAGAUGCUGUCUUCGGGCACGUUUUACUACGCCGUGGCAUCAACUCGCCAUUCAUCCUCGGCGUGGGACAUCUCUACGCGCAUGGCCGUGCGCCAGAUGCGCGACCGGAUGGGUCACGAUGCUAUGCAGUUUGACGACCGUUUUGUCUGGAACAAUUUCAUCGCGCGCGGUUUGCUUGACUUCCGCGAGCGGUUGGACCCGCGCGAACGCGUCGACUUUGAUCUUUGUCAAUUCCUAGUGCUCGUCAUACAAGGCUUCGUUGGGACCUUCGAUCUUCCACUACCUGCACCGCCGACACACGGGAAACCUGUUGUCGCAACACUUUCCAUCGUGUCCCGCUUGGGGUAUAAGCGCGCAGGCACGCGUUUCAACACCCGCGGCGUUGAUGACGACGGAAAUACAGCCAACUUCGUCGAGACGGAGGUUCUCUUCUGCACGGAGCAAAAUACGUUCAGUUAUGUACAAGUUCGCGGUAGUGUGCCUUUGUUCUGGGAGCAGCAGGGCCUGCAAACAUUUGGUCAAAAGAUACAACUCACCCGCCCCCAGGCAUCACAACCAGCAUUCGAGCGCCAUCUCGCACAGUUGACGGACGAAUACUCACGCUUGCAAGCCGUGAAUCUUCUCGGUACCAAGGAUCAUGAGGCGGCGUUGACCUCCGCAUAUUCACAAGCGCUCAGACAGGCUCAGAGUAUUUGGGGCAACGACAUUGGCAUUACGCACUUCGACUUUCAUUCUAUCGCACGCGUGCAAGGACACGAGGGUCUGGGCUCUGCACUUCGUCGUGUGGAGGGCAUUUCAGAUCACGUCGACGCAUUCGGUUUUACAAUGUGUGAUGUCCAGACAGACGAGAUUAUUACAGAGCAAAAGGGCGUAUUCCGCACGAACUGCCUUGAUUGUCUUGAUCGCACCAAUUUUGUGCAGGAUGUUCUAUCGCGAACAACGCUCGAACAGUAUCUCCUCCUUGUGCGCCCGGAGUGGACGGGCGCACAGGCACUGUGGGGAUACCAUCGCGAGCUCUGGGCAGAGAACGGAGACGCGCUUAGUCGCAUUUACGCCGGCACAGGAGCCCUGAAUACGUCAUUCACACGUAGCGGAAAGCGCACACUGGGCGGUCUACUCAGCGAUGCGACGAAGAGUGUCAGUCGCGCAUACAUCAACAACUUCACGGACAAAAGCAAACAGGCCGCCAUCGACCUAUUCCUUGGCAACCUGGGCGGCCAACGACAGGUUUCAAUCUUUGAUCCUGUCCAUGAUACUGUCAACGCAGCACUUGCGAAGAGGGUCGGGGAGUAUUCGUCGACUCGCACGUGCACCGUGCUCGCCGGGACUUGGAAUCUAAAUGGAAGGGCCCCGAGUCUCGAGUCGUUGUUGCCAUGGAUCCAGCCAAACGAUAGCAUAUCAGAACCGGACAUCAUCGUCAUCGGAUUUCAAGAAAUCGUACCACUGACUGCACAGCAGAUCGUACAAACUGAUCCGGAGAAAAAACGUCUCUGGGAGAAUAAACUCAUGGACGCCCUGGCGCGCCGACCCAAAAAGACGACUGAUUAUAUCCUUUUGCGAAGCCAGCAGCUGGUGGGAACCGCAUUAAUCGUGCUAGUGCGCGCGGAGCAUCUGGGUACGAUACGUGCGGUAGAGGCUGCGACGCGUAAAACCGGAUUGCGCGGGAUGAGCGGCAAUAAGGGCGCGGUUGGCGUACGCUUGGAACUAUUCGACACCAGCUUCUGCUUCAUUACGGCACACCUCGCCGCUGGACACUCUAAUGUCGAAGAGCGUAAUGCAGAUUAUUGGACCAUUGCCCAAGGUCUUCACUUCCAACGUGGGAAAGCAAUUGACGAUCACGAUGUUGUGGUGUGGCUAGCCGACACGAACUACAGGAUUGACGGCGAUAAUGACUUCGUACGAGCGCAUGUGCAUGCGAACGAUCUUGAUCCAUUACUCGCAGCCGAUCAGUUAGGCGCUGAAAGGGCCGCGGGAACAGCGUUCCCCGGCUACAUUGAGGGCCCGCUUCGCUUCAGGCCCACAUACAAGUACGACGCUGGUACCGAUACGUAUGACACGAGCGAGAAGGCACGCAUUCCUGCAUGGACGGAUCGCAUCGUGUACAAGGCCCCAGGAGCACCACUCGAACUCGUGUCUUACAAUCGCGCCGAGCUUCGGACAAGUGAUCAUAAGCCUGUGUAUGCGCUCUUCCGAGCCACUGUGCGCGUCGUAGACCAUGCGAAGAAGGCAACUCUGGCGCGCGCGCUUACCCAAGGUGUGACAUCGACUGCACCGGGAGAAACCCUCGACGAGAAGCUUGCUACGCUGAGAGUGGACACAACUGAUCACCCUGAAUCGAUGCUACUACCUCCACCCAGCUCGGAAACGGAGGCAUGGUGGGAGAGCUCCGCACAUCCUGGUGGUGUUGUACCAAUGGACGAGUCGGACAGUGAUGAAGACGAAGAUGGCAGAAAUCCAUGGGACUCUGACGGGACGGGUAUGUUGUCCGCAAGUCCGUCAAGCUCGGACGAGGCGCUCUUCAAUAGCGCUCUCAAGAUUCAUGCUCCACUCGUGCCCACUAAAAAAGCGCCACCACCGCCACCACCUUCGCGCAAGCCUCACGUUAACUGA
Molecule: messenger RNA, 3096 nt
Organism: Peniophora sp. CBMAI 1063
Lineage: Eukaryota; Fungi; Basidiomycota; Agaricomycetes; Russulales; Peniophoraceae
Source: the annotation of a GenBank genome assembly